Molecule: messenger RNA, 1472 nt
Organism: Suillus paluster
Lineage: Eukaryota; Fungi; Basidiomycota; Agaricomycetes; Boletales; Suillaceae
Exons: 7
Coding region: 1-1398 (465 amino acids)
Source: RefSeq, a predicted model, not a curated record
AUGGUCGAAUUUAUCGACAUCCCCCUCGAGUUAUUGCCUGUAAUCUUUGAUUCUGUGGUGAGACCACAUCAUCUUACAUCCUUAUGUUUGGUCAAUAAGUCAUUCAACGAAUUUGCGAUCCCGAGGCUCUAUCAGCGCGUGUACAUCUAUGCAUGGCAUACAGAGGCUACGUCAAAGAUUUUUCUGCUGUUCCAGACACUUUCGAGUUGCCCUGGGCUUGCACGUUACGUUUCACGCCUUGAGAUAAGAGUCUUUCCCAAGGCGCUGUCUUCUUCGUCGCACAGUGACCUCCUGGAUCUUUGUAUACAAGGGAUACGAAAUUGUGUCAACCUGAGGUCGUGCGCUUGGACUCGAGAUGGUUCACUGGAAUCGGCGACUCUACAGGCUCUCCAGAAAUGCCCCCAACUCAAAGAGCUCGAGAUUAACGGACAUGACAGCGGAUACUAUGAUCCUUGGAUACUUCCACAGUUCUCCAAACUGUCCAGUAUAUCCCUCAUAAUGCCGAGCGUGCGAGUUAUUGAAGUUCUUCCCUCCUGGAUAUCUACUACAGGUUCAACCCUUCGCAACCUUAAUAUUGUCUGCAAGACAUCGAGUCUAAUCACCGAUACGUUACUGGAAUCUCUAGCUCCUAACAUGACUGAACUGGAUCAGUUAUUUCUUACCGGAUGCCCAAAGGUGACGCAUAGAGGCAUUGCUGAACUCGUGUCAACCAAUCGUAAUGGCCUCACUGGUAUCGGACUCGAGGGGCUUUCCCCGGCAUUUGAUAUGACCAGGUUUAACAGCAUUUGCAAGGAGUAUCGGGCGUUUAGGCGUCUCAAAUCAAUUACCUUGGCGGUCCACGUUGAAACGCUUCUUCAGACAUGGAUGAUUGAUGUAACGGAACUGCUAUCCACUGCGCCAUUAGAAAUAUUACGAAUUUAUGCCACGACGACAAUUUUCAAAGCGGCUAUAACGGACGAAUUUUGGAAAACGAUUGUCACGAUACAUGGGUCGCGCCUCAAGCGAUUUUCUAUUCACCAGAUGACAAUCAGUCUGGAUGCAUUGCGUGACAUAUGUUCCCGGUGCUCCGUUUUAGAGCAACUCUUUGUCUUCGCCGCCAGGCAUGAUUUGGAUGACGUGGCACGAUGUUUUGCUACUGCUCAGAACCUCCGCACGAUUCAUGUCUACUUCUAUCAUGAAGUGAAUGAAAUGGAGGAGCCUGGGUCUAUGAUGAAUGAUGCUCUCCGCAUCGUUCGACAAUGUCCUGCUACGGUGACGCAGAUUGGAUGCGAUACAAGAGUCUGGGACGUAAAACGUGAAGUGCGGAUGAACGACAAGGCUGAAUUAUACACCGAACCCAUCCUCACUAGAUAUGAGAAUACGGACAUCCCGGAGCAAUUUCUCGUCAUUCGAGCAUGAUGAUGGGCGUAGAUUGAUGAGGCAAGAGGCGUUCACCAACACCUUUCGAAUUUGAAUCAGUGCAAUACAUAUAC